GUUGGGUGCGCAGAUUCAUCAGGUGCGCGCCAGGAGCGAAGAACUCCGUGACGCACGACGGCACGACGGGAGAACGAACUAGCUCAAGAGAUUUGUUUACUGGUGUGAGGAGUGAGGAGUGAGGAGUAAGGUGUUUUCUUUUCGAGGGCUUGAGAUAAAGACAACAUGUGCAGGGGCGCUGAUGGAGGCGCACCGGACCAUAGACACCUGCUCUGAAAAGUGCGUGUCAUGAAGCAGCCGUGGCGCACAGACCUUCCAUAGGUCAACCUGCUGUCGUUGAAAGUUCAUCUAAAAACAAGGGGAACAAUGAACCUCUCCGAGUCUGUUUGGUUCUCGGACGAGUCGUGGAACCUCAGCACGGCGGAGGAGGACGACGAGAAACUUUUAUUCGGCAUCGGCACGGAUAAUUUCAUCACGCUGCUGGUGUUCGGGCUCAUCUUUACGCUCGGCGUGCUGGGUAACUCCAUGGUGAUCACCGUGCUGGCGCGCAGCAAACCGGGGAAACCGCGGAGCACCACCAACAUCUUCAUCCUCAACCUGAGCAUCGCGGACCUCUCCUACCUGCUCUUCUGCAUCCCCUUCCAGUCCACCAUCUACAUGAUGCCGACGUGGGUCCUGGGCGCGUUCAUCUGCAAGUUCAUCCACUAUUUCUUCACCGUGUCCAUGCUGGUGAGCAUCUUCACGCUGUCUGCCAUGUCCGUGGACCGGUACAUUGCCAUCGUGCACUCCAGAAAGUCCUCCUCCAUCCGGGUGGCGAGGCACGCGCUGAUCGGAGUGGUGGUGAUUUGGAUACUCUCCCUGGCCAUGGCAGCGCCCGUCAUGUACUACCAGAACAUUUUCCCCAGGGAGAAUCACACCUACUGCUGGGAAGAGUGGCCAGGUCUCAACCAGAAGAAAGUCUACGUGGUGUGCACGUUCGUGUUUGGUUAUGUGCUGCCUCUGCUGCUGAUUUCCUUCUGUUAUGCAAAGGUUUUAAAUCAUUUGCACAAAAAACUAAGAAACAUGUCCAAAAAGUCAGAGGCAUCAAAGAAAAAGACGGCUCAGACGGUGUUGGUGGUGGUGGUGGUGUUCUGCCUCUCUUGGCUCCCUCAUCACGUCGUCCACCUCUGGGUGGUGUUUGGGACCUUCCCGCUGAACCAGGCCUCCUUUGUGUUACGGGUGGCCGCCCAUUGCCUGGCGUACAGCAACUCAUCUGUCAACCCGGUCAUCUACGCCUUCCUGUCGGAGAACUUCAGGAAGGCUUACAAGCAGGUGUUCAAAUGCCAGAUCGGUACCAGUGACUCCCCGCUCAACGACAUUAAGGAGAUCCGCAGCAAAGCGGAAACGCCGCCCUCGACUAACUGCACCAACGUUUGACUGACAAGGUGUGGAAGGUGAUAAGAAAACGAACGUAAGGCAGCGGUCACACUGGGAAUCAGUGGAAAGUAAAAGUGACGUGAGGUUGUGUGGAUGUUUGUUCAAUGAGGGUAGGUGUAGUUGCUUAGAUUGGUGGUAGAGUGGUACACCUGUACUGUUCCACAUAAGUGCUGUUCUUUAUACCUGAAGAGAUAAAGCCACACACAACAUGACUACUGAUCAGUCUGUUUCCUGCAGCUCUUCACGGCAUUAAAACCUGCGGCCUCUGAAACUCAGGAAAAUCUGGAGAGACAAUCUGAAGAGAAAAUCAUAAUGAUUGCAGCCAAUAUGUGCAUGACUCUGUAUAGUAUAUUUACAAGCCAAUUCAUCAAAAUGGCCCUCUCUGAUUUUGAAAGUAUUAGAAAUUUCAAAAAUUGAAGGUGACGUUUCUGUCUAAAGAACAGUGCUGGGCAUUUUACAGAACUAUG
This is a messenger RNA of Paralichthys olivaceus (Japanese flounder), 1823 nucleotides long. Its product is annotated as galanin receptor type 1. Gene Ontology annotation, biological process: G protein-coupled receptor signaling pathway; positive regulation of cytosolic calcium ion concentration; negative regulation of adenylate cyclase activity. Gene Ontology annotation, molecular function: galanin receptor activity. The record is from RefSeq and is a predicted model, not a curated record. NCBI's taxonomy places the organism in Eukaryota, Metazoa, Chordata, Actinopteri, Pleuronectiformes, Paralichthyidae. Gene Ontology annotation, cellular component: plasma membrane.